Molecule: messenger RNA, 1103 nt
Organism: Salvelinus sp. IW2-2015
Lineage: Eukaryota; Metazoa; Chordata; Actinopteri; Salmoniformes; Salmonidae
Source: RefSeq, a predicted model, not a curated record
CCUCAGUGUUAAUGGACCCUAGUCUUCAGCCAAGCUGCGUGUGGGGAGAGAGGGAGAAGGCUGCUGUCGAGUACCUCGUUUGCUUUCCAGUCUCGUUAGGAGAAAUUGGAAUGUACAAAAAUCACAUAAAAGACACCAACAACAAUUGCAAUAAAAGCCUUCUCCUUGACCAUAAGGAGAAGCUGAUCCAGGCUAUUAAAAGAAUAAAGCAUGAGGUAGACGAGUGCUGGGAGGCAGAGAGAGAGACGUACAUAUGGUCUGUUGGUGUAGAGAGAUGUUUUGAUAAUCUGGAACGGGAGGUCCGAGCUGAGUUCCAGAACCUCCAUCGCUUCCUGGACGAAGAGGAGACCAUGGACAUGGAGCGACUGAAGAAGGAGAAAGAGAAGAGGGUGAAGCUGCUUAGGGAGAGAGAGAAGAAGAUCGCCAUGCAGGGAAGAGAUCUAGAGAGAGGCAUUGCCACGCUAAACAACAAACUGGCCGAGGAGGAUAGUCCCAAACUGCUCAAAGAGAUUCAAGACCUCUUGAAAAGGUCCCAGGUGGCUUUCAUACCCCCUCCGCAGGUGGAUGUGGAGGUGCGAUCAGCACACUUUGUGGGGCCCAUCCAGUACAGGAUAUGGAAACACAUGAAGAGCUGCCUGUACCCAAAUAUCACUGAAGUGACCUUUGACCCAUCUGCCACUUUUCUGCUUGUGGUUCGGGAGGACAAAGUAUCCCAACGCCUCGCGAGGAGAAGCAGCCACCCAACCCCCCUGCCUUCCACUACUUACUACAGUGUCAUGGGACCGAGCAAAGUGCCUUCAUCACCGGACCCAUUCACUGGGAGGUGGAGUUGGGCGGCAAGAACCAGCCGUGGCCGGGCGGUCUGUGCAGGAGGACGUGCCACAGGGGGCGAGAUGGACUCCAUGGGACCAGUAACGUCUCUGCCCGGAACCCUAUCCCUGAAGGAGAGGGCCAUCUUGGCCUGUACAGACCCCCAAAACCCACUCAACGUCCUGGUGUCCAUCAGGCCCGUCCGGAUCGGAGUGUUCUUAGACUGUGAGAAGGAGGAAGUAGCGUUCAUAUACGCUGUUACCAUGACGCCAGCUGUACAACACACUCCAUGA